GUAACUAGCUAGUCGCUAAUCACUCCAGCGUUCAGUUCUGCUUCGCGAUCGGUCGCGUGUGGCUCGCACAGUCCGGCAGUGGUUUUGAUUGAUGAGUGAUAAACUUUCGGUGGUCGAUGGUCGAUCCGGAAUAUUCUAGUGGGAAAGCCGAAUUAACUGAAAGUGAUUGCCUACCAAACAAGUGGUAAUUUGUUCUUAUAGAGCACAAACAACGAUUUGAGAAAUCCUUCUGAGGAUACAGUUGUGUGCCUGAUGAGGAUACUAACUGCAUAGCUGAAGGAUUACAUCGAGAUACUCAGAUUCACAAACUCAACGGCCGGUUAGCAAAAAAAAAAGAAGCUGUGUAAAAUAACAAACGCAACUAUUUAAACAAGGAGUGACAGUCCGAAGCAGUCCGAACCAGCCGAUCAUGACGACCACCAGGGUAAUUCUAAGCUUACCGUGGAGUAGCGGCAACAGCGAAAAGCUGCGGGGCGACUACUUCCAGGAUACGGGCGUAACGGAUGCGGUAAUGAAAAUAGCUCGCAAAGAGCUACGCGAGGACAAACUGAUCCGUGAGCAAUCACUGGAGCAGAUGCGCGAAUGGCUCCGCCAAAACCAGGACGUGGAAAACGUCCGCACGGAUGAUCUGUUUUUGUUGCGAUUUUUGCGCACCAAGAAAUUCAGCGUCUUCAUGGCCCAACAGAUGCUGCUGAAGUACCUGAACUUGCGUAAAAUCCAGUGUCAUCUAAUGCACGAUCUGGACUAUUUGUCACCAAGGUUGAACAAGCUCAUCAAUGAUGGUUACAUUCUCGCAUCGCCAGUGCGAGACAAAUACGGCAGACGAGUCAUUAUCGGAUUUGCAAGGAACUUCAACCCAGCUGAACACGACAACACGGAUAUGGCUCGAGUGAACUCCAUUACGUACGAGACACUAAUGGAGGAUCCACAGACCCAGAUAACGGGUGUCAUUCACGUUGGCGACUUCAAGGGUAUGACAGCGGCGCAUGUCACUUGCUGGAAUCCAACCGAAUUCCUGCGCAUGUUGAAAUGGGGUGAACAAUCGCUUCCGAUGCGUCAUAAGGAAAUCCAUCUGGUAAAUGUCCCGUCUGCAGUGAAAUACGUGAUUGACGCAGGAAAAUCGAUCAUUACCAAAAAGAUGAAAGAAAGGCUACAGGUUCACGUUACUGUACAAGAUCUUUGCAAGAAGGUUGAUCCCGCCUGUCUGCCCAAGGAGAUGGGAGGCAGCAUCCCUCUGGUGGAUAUGAUUGAGAGCUGGAAGCAGGAGUUGGCGACCAAGCGAAACACGUUGAUUGCGCUGGACAAUAUGAGAAUCCUGAGCGAUCGGGGUAUCCUCUCGCGGAAUGGAUCUGAUCGCAAUAACAACGGUUAUGGUACGCUCGGAAUGGAAACGAUGACCGGAAGCUUCCGGAAACUGGAGGUCGAUUGAGGCGUUACUCCGUAAGAUAUAUGGAUUCAUCUCUUCGUUACUAUUUAAAGUGCAUCAAUAUAAUAUCGUGUUCAAGAGUGUGUGAGAAUGGGAACAACGGUAUAUCCUCGAACUUGAGGAUGAAUGGCUGAUUCGUUUUUAGUGGCUUGUGUGCAUUGUAAAAUAAUCGUUACGAAAAUAAACCUUGUUU
Messenger RNA from Toxorhynchites rutilus septentrionalis, 1619 nucleotides. RefSeq names its product clavesin-2 (gene Cralbp). Gene Ontology annotation, cellular component: membrane. The record is from RefSeq and is a predicted model, not a curated record. The transcript has 4 exons. Gene Ontology annotation, molecular function: phosphatidylinositol bisphosphate binding. The coding region runs from base 410 to 1429 and encodes 339 amino acids. NCBI's taxonomy places the organism in Eukaryota, Metazoa, Arthropoda, Insecta, Diptera, Culicidae.